This is a messenger RNA of Loxodonta africana (African savanna elephant), 6520 nucleotides long. RefSeq names its product plexin B2 (gene PLXNB2). The record is from RefSeq and is a predicted model, not a curated record. Gene Ontology annotation, cellular component: plasma membrane; semaphorin receptor complex. Lineage: Eukaryota; Metazoa; Chordata; Mammalia; Proboscidea; Elephantidae. Gene Ontology annotation, biological process: semaphorin-plexin signaling pathway involved in axon guidance; regulation of cell migration. Gene Ontology annotation, molecular function: semaphorin receptor activity; protein binding.
CCUCCUCGGCCACACAAAGGCCCGUCUCCAUGGCAGCCGCGCGAACCCGAGCGCGCAGCGCCGAGCGCGGCCCGGGCGCCAUCAAGCCGCGGCGGCCGACGUGCAGUCCUCACAGAAACCAGGGGAGAGCUCACUGUUGUCUCCAUUUCACAGAUGAGGAAAGGAGGAGGCACAAAGAAGUUAAAUAACUUGCCCAAGGUCACACAGCUACCUAGAAAACCUUGAUGCCAGCUUGUGGCCGAGACUGAACUGGAUGUGGAAGCCUCGGGUGAUGGCGCUGUGGCUCUGGGCCCUGACCCUCCUGGAUCUGGUGGGCUCUGGUGUGGGCCUGCGGUCCCGCAAGCUUGACUUCUUCCACAGCGAGACAGAGCUGAACCACUUGGUCGUGGACAAUGUGACAGGUGGGGUGUACCUGGGGGCAGUGAACAUGCUCUACCAGCUGACUGCUGACCUGCAGCUGGUGCAGCAGGUGGCCACGGGCCCAGCCCUGGACAACAAGAAGUGCACACCACCAAUCGAGAAGAGCCAGUGCCACGAGGCUGUGCUCACCGACAACGUGAACCAGCUGUUGCUUCUGGACCCACUUGAGGGCCGUGUGGUCGAGUGCGGCAGCCUCUUCAAGGGCAUCUGUGCCCUACGGUCGCUCAGCAACAUCUCCACACGCCUUUUCUACGAGGACAGCAGUGGUGAGAAGUCCUUCGUGGCCAGCAAUGACGAGUCUGUGGCCACGGUGGGGCUGGUGAGCUCCACGGGCCCCGGCGAACGCGUGCUCUUUGUGGGCAAAGGCAACGGACCGCAGGACAACGGUAUCAUUGUCAGCACCCGUCUGCUGGACCGGGCCAAUGGCAGGGAGGCCUUCGAGGCCUACACAGACCACGCCACCUACAAGGCUGGCUACCUAUCCGCCAACACACAGCAGUUCGUGGCCGCCUUUGAGGACGGCCAGUAUGUCUUCUUUGUCUUCAACCAGCAGGACAAGCUCCCGUCCCAGAACCGCACGCUGUUGGCUCGCAUGUGCAAGCAAGACCCCAACUAUUACUCCUACCUGGAGAUGGACCUGGAGUGCCAGGACCCCGGCGACCGCCAGUCCCCUCCCUUCGGGACCUGCCUGGCGGCCUCUGUGGACUCAGGCAGGGUACUGUAUGCCAUCUUCAGCAGGGAUGGCAGCAGUGGAGGAGGUGGGGGACUCCGAGCUGGCCUCUGCCUGUUUCCACUGGACGAGAUCCAUGCCAAGAUGGAGGCCAACCGCAACGCCUGCUACACAGGCAGCCGGGAGUCAGGCCGUAACACCUUCUACAAGGCCUUCCAUGGCGAGAUCCAGUGUGGCAGCCACAUGCUGGGCGCCAGCGAGAGCUUCCCCUGUGGCUCGGAGCACCUGCCCUACCCACUGGGCAGCCGUGAUGGACUCAAAGCCAAGGCCGUGCUUCAGCGGGGUGGUUUGAACUUGACGGCUGUGACAGUGACUGCUGAAGACGGCCACACCAUCGCCUUCCUGGGCACCUCCGAUGGCAGAAUCCUCAAGGUGUACCUUGCCCCAGACCACACCUCCACGGAGUACGGCUCCAUCCUUGUGGAGAUCAACAAGCGGAUCAAGCAAGACCUAGUGCUGUCUGCAGACCUGACCCGUUUGUACGCCAUGACCCAGGACAAGGUGUUCCAGCUCCCUGUGCAGGAAUGUCUGAGCUACCCCACCUGCACACAGUGCCGCGACUCGCAGGACCCCUACUGUGGCUGGUGUGUUGUCGAGGGACGAUGCACCAGGAAGGCCAAGUGCCCGCGGGCCAAGGAGACGGGCCACUGGCUGUGGAGCCGUGACAACUCCUGCGUGACCAUCACCAGUGCCCAGCCACAGAACAUGAGCCGGCGGGCCCAGGGGGAGGUGCAGCUGACGGUCAGCCCCCUCCCCACCCUGAGAGAGGACGAUGAGCUGCUGUGCCUCUUUGGUGACUCGCCCCCACAUCACGCCCGCGUGGAGGGUGACACCGUCAUCUGCAACUCCCCGAGUGUUAUUCCCACCACGCCACCUGGCCAGGAUCACGUGACCGUGAAUAUUCAGCUCCUUCUCCACCAAGGUGACAUCUUCCUCACCUCCCACCUGUAUCCCUUCUAUGACUGCCGUGAGGCCAUGCAUCUGGUGGAGAACCUCCCAUGCAACUCCUGUGCCAGCAACCGCUGGACUUGCCAGUGGGACCUGCUAUACCAUGAGUGCCGGGAGGCCUCACCCAACCCUGAGGAUGGCAUCGUCCGUGCCCACAUGGAGGAGAACUGCCCCCAGUUCCUGGACCCCAGCCCCCUGGACAUCCCCAUGAACCAUGAGACAUACGUGACCUUUCAGGGGAAGAACCUGGAAACAGUGAAGAGCACCUCCCUGUUUGUGGGGAGCGACCUACUCAAGUUUAUGGAGCUGGUGGGCAUGCAGGAGUCAGGGACCUUCUUCUUCCGGACCCCAAAGCUGGCCCAUGGUGCCAACGAGACGCUGUCCCUGCAACUGUACGUCAAGUCCUACGGCAAGAAUAUCGACAGCAAGCUUAAAGUGACCCUGUACAACUGCUCCUUCGGCCGCAGUGACUGCAGCCUGUGCCUGGCUGCUAACCCUGACUACAAGUGUGUGUGGUGUGGCGGGCAGAGCAAGUGUGUGUACGAGGCUCUGUGCAGCAACUCCACCUCCGAGUGCCCGCCACCUGUCAUCACCAGGAUCCAGCCCCAGACGGGCCCACUGGGCGGGGGCAUCCACAUCACCAUCCUCGGGUCAAAUUUGGGCAUCAAGGCAGACGACGUUAAGAGGGUGACCGUGGCUGGCCGGAACUGCACCUUUGAGCCAAAACAGUACUCCGUGUCCACCCGGAUCGUGUGUCUGAUCGAGGCCUCAGAGGAGCCUUCCACGGGGGGUGUCGAGGUGGACGUCAAUGGGAAGCUGGGUCACUCACCACCCCACGUCCAGUUCACCUACCAACAGCCAAAGCCUGUCCAUGUGGACCCGAAGCAGGGGCCACAGGCAGGUGGCACCUUGCUGACCAUCACUGGCACCCACCUGGACACAGGCUCCAAGGAGGAUGUGCGGGUGACCCUCAACAACGUUCCCUGUAAAGUGACAAAGUUUGGGGCAAAGCUCGAGUGCAUGACGGGCCCCCAGCCAAAGGUGGGCGAGGUGACCCUGGAGGUGUACUACGGGGGGUCUCCCGUGCCCAGCCCCAACAUUGCCUUCACCUACCGUGACAACCCAGUGCUGCGGGCCUUUGAGCCAAUGCGAAGCUUUGUCAGUGGCGGUAGAAGCAUCAAUGUCACUGGGCAGGGCUUUAGCCUGAUUCAGAGGUUCGCCAUGGUGGUCAUUGCUGAGCCGCUGCAGUCCUGGCGGCAGCGGCGAGAGACUGGACCCCUACAGCCCCUGACGGUCACGGGCACCGACUACGUGUACCACAGCGACAGCAAGGUGGUCUUCUCGUCGCCAGCUGUCCCCGAUGAGCCUGAGGCCUACAACCUCACGGCACUGAUCCAGAUGGAUGGGCACCGUGUGCUGCUCCGGACUGAGGCCGCUACCUUCGAGUAUGUGGCCGACCCCACGUUCGAGAACUUCACGGGCGGUGUCAAGAAGCAGGUCAACAAGCUCAUCCAUGCCCAGGGCACCAACCUGAACAAGGCGAUGACGCUGCAGGAGGCCGAGGCCUUCGUGGGGGCUGAGCGUUGCAUCAUGAAGACACUGACAGAGACUGACCUGUACUGUGAGCCCCCCGAGGUGCAGCCCCUGCCCAAGCGGCGGCAGAAGCGGGACACCACCCACAACCUGCCUGAGUUCAUUGUCAAGUUUGGCUCGCGUGAGUGGGUGCUGGGCCGCGUGGAGUACGACACACGUGUUAGUGACGUGGCGCUCAGGCUCGGUGUCAUCCUGCCUCUGGUCAUUGUGCCCAUGGUGGUCAUCAUCGCUGUGUCCGUCUACUGCUACUGGAGGAAGAGCCAGCAGGCUGAGCGUGAGUACGAGAAGAUCAAGUCCCAGCUGGAGGGUCUGGAGGAGAGUGUGCGCGACCGCUGCAAGAAGGAGUUCACAGACCUGAUGAUCGAGAUGGAGGACCAGACCAACGACGUGCACGAGGUCGGCAUUCCAGUGCUCGACUACAAGACCUACACGGACCGCGUCUUCUUCCUGCCCUCCAAGGAUGGAGACAAGGAUGUGAUGAUCACGGGCAAGCUGGACAUACCUGAGUCGCGGCGGCCCACUGUGGAGCAGGCCCUGUACCAGUUCUCCAACCUGCUCAAUAGCAAGUCCUUUCUCAUCAAUUUCAUCCACACCCUGGAGAACCAGCGGGAGUUCUCGGCGCGCGCCAAAGUCUACUUUGCGUCGCUGCUGACGGUGGCACUGCACGGGAAGCUCGAGUACUACACGGACAUCAUGCGCACGCUCUUCCUGGAGCUGAUGGAGCAAUACGUGGUGGCUAAGAACCCCAAGCUGAUGCUACGCAGGUCAGAGACAGUGGUGGAGAGGAUGCUGUCCAACUGGAUGUCCAUCUGCCUGUACCAGUAUCUCAAGGACAGUGCCGGUGAGCCCCUAUACAAGCUCUUCAAGGCCAUCAAGCAUCAGGUGGAGAAGGGGCCAGUGGAUGCCAUACAGAAGAAGGCCAAGUACACCCUAAAUGACACUGGGCUGCUGGGGGAUGAUGUAGAGUAUGCACCCCUGACAGUGAGCGUGAUCGUCCAGGAUGAAGGAUUCGACGCCAUCCCUGUCAAGGUCCUCAACUGUGACACCAUCUCCCAGGUCAAGGAGAAGAUCAUUGACCAGGUGUACCGCAUGCAGCCUUGCUCCCGCUGGCCCAAGGCUGAGAGCGUAGUCCUGGAGUGGCGUCCUGGCUCCACAGCACAGACUCUGUCGGACCUGGACCUGACCUCACAGCGGGACGGCCGGUGGAAGCGUAUCAACACACUGAUGCACUACAACGUCCGGGAUGGAGCCACUCUCAUCCUGUCCAAGGUGGGGGUCUCACAGCAGCCUGAGGACAGUCAGCAGGAUUUGCCAGGGGAGCGCCACGCCCUCCUGGAGGAGGAGAACCGCGUGUGGCAUCUGGUACGUCCGGCCGACGAGGUGGAUGAAGGCAAGCCCAAGCGUGGCAGUGUGAAGGAGAAGGAGCGCACCAAGGCCAUCACCGAGAUCUACCUGACGCGGCUGCUCUCGGUCAAGGGCACACUGCAGCAGUUUGUGGACAACUUCUUCCAGAGCGUGCUGGCGCCGAGCGUGCUGGCGCCGGGCCACGCGGUACCUCCUGCAGUCAAGUACUUCUUUGACUUCCUGGAUGAGCAGGCGGAGAAGUAUGACAUCCGGGACGAAGACACCAUCCACAUUUGGAAGACCAACAGCCUGCCCCUCCGCUUCUGGGUGAACAUACUCAAGAACCCCCACUUCAUCUUCGACGUGCACGUGCACGAGGUGGUGGAUGCCUCGCUGUCGGUCAUUGCCCAGACCUUCAUGGACGCCUGCACACGGACUGAGCACAAGCUGAGCCGCGACUCUCCCAGCAACAAGCUACUCUACGCCAAGGAGAUCUCCACUUACAAGAAGAUGGUGGAGGAUUACUACAAAGGGAUCCGCCAGAUGGUGCAAGUCAGCGACCAAGACAUGAACACACACUUGGCAGAAAUUUCCCGGGCACACACGGACACUCUGAACACCCUUGUGGCCCUGCACCAGCUCUACCAGUACACACAGAAGUACUAUGAUGAGAUCAUUAACGCUGAGGAGGACCCCGCUGCCCAGAAGAUGCAGUUGGCCUUCCGCCUGCAGCAGAUCGCGGCCGCGCUGGAGAACAAGGUCACGGACCUCUGACCUCCAACCUCAGCCCUCAACUGCAGCACAGAGGUUCAGGUGUCCGGGGGCUGGCCCCCUGGCCAGCAGCUUAGCCUUUCUCUCUCUGACCAGCAGAGGAUGAGCCUGCCCAAGCGCCCCAGCCCUCAGCACGUGUGGGACUCUCGUAGCAUCUUUCUCCUGAGCAAUACUGCCUGAGGGUGGUCCUGUACCACAGCAGCCCUGCCAGCACCAGCUCCCUCUGGAACCAGCGUCGGGUUCUGUCUUUCCACGUCCAGCCUCCGAGUGAUUUGCAAACGUGCCUUAGGUGCCUGAGCCUGAUGGGCCACGGUGGCACUCAGACGCCGGCCUCAGCCUCCUGGCGCUGCAGCUGCACCAUCUCGAACAUGGGGCCCCGGGCCCACCUCCCUGGGGUUCUGCAGCGCCUGUGGCCCCAGACUGUGUCUGUCUGUUCCUGGAAUGAGAGGAAGAAAACCAGCGGUACGAUGCCUUCCUGACCUCACCUGCCUUCCCUGCAGGCACCGUUGAUCUAAGUGAACUCAAGCGUGCCGCCUGGGCCUCACCUCAAAGGUUAAGCUGGACGUCAGACGUCGAGGCCCAGGCGGCCAGAGGGACCCCAGCAGAUGGGUGCUGGUCUCUGGCCUGUCAGACAGGUGGUCCUCACGAGUACCCCCCACCCGUUUUGUAAAUCUUGUUAAUUGUAAAUCAAAUACAUCAAUCUUUUUCACUCUG